This is a messenger RNA of Pseudopodoces humilis (Tibetan ground-tit), 1427 nucleotides long. It is a transcript of the gene WNT11, whose product is annotated as Wnt family member 11. Gene Ontology annotation, cellular component: extracellular region. NCBI's taxonomy places the organism in Eukaryota, Metazoa, Chordata, Aves, Passeriformes, Paridae. Gene Ontology annotation, molecular function: frizzled binding; cytokine activity. Gene Ontology annotation, biological process: neuron differentiation; cell fate commitment; canonical Wnt signaling pathway. The record is from RefSeq and is a predicted model, not a curated record.
CCAAGGACUUGGAAGAAGUGAGAGGCAGAGUUAAUGAAGUGAGAAGAAAAGCAAAAGGUUAUUCAUCUCCCAGAACAAGCAAUACCCAAACUGAAGGAAAAUACAUUGCACAAAAUAUUAAGAAAACUCCUUUUUUAAAAAAAAAUUCUUUGGAGAAGCUGGUUUCCUUUGGCUAGCAGGAGAAAGUGGAGAAAAUGAAGCCAAGCCUGCGAUUUUUCUUAGCUGGUUUUCUGUUGUGGAUUCUGCAGACAGGGCUGUGCUAUGGGAUAAAAUGGAUAGCUCUGUCCAAGACUCCUUUGGUUUUGGCCCUGAAUCAAACCCAGCACUGCAAGCAGCUUGAAGGCCUGGUGGUUUCUCAGGUGCAGCUGUGCCGCAGCAACCUGGAGCUAAUGCAGACCAUUAUUCAGGCAGCACGAGAAGUGAUAAAAACCUGCCGUAAAACUUUUUCAGACAUGCGGUGGAACUGCUCUUCAAUAGAGCUGGCUCCUAACUACUUGCUGGACUUAGAGAGAGGCACAAGGGAGUCAGCAUUUGUGUAUGCCCUGUCUGCUGCUGCCAUCAGCCACACCAUUGCCAGAGCCUGCACCACCGGGGACCUCCCUGGCUGUUCCUGCGGUCCCAUCCCAGGUGAGACACCUGGACCUGGGUAUCGAUGGGGAGGAUGUGCAGACAACCUCAACUAUGGUCUUAUCAUGGGGUCCAAAUUUUCAGAUGCUCCCAUGAAGAUGAAAAAAUCAGGAUCACAAGCCAAUAAACUGAUGCAUCUGCACAACAGUGAAGUAGGGAGACAGGUCUUGAAAGCCUCUCUUGAAAUGAAAUGUAAGUGCCAUGGAGUUUCUGGGUCAUGCUCUAUCAAGACCUGUUGGAAAGGCCUUCAAGAACUGCAAGACAUUGCACUGGACCUCAAAACCAAAUAUUUAUCUGCCACUAAGGUUGUUCACCGGCCCAUGGGCACACGCAAAUACCUCGUGCCAAAGGAUAUUGAUAUCAGACCAGUUAAGGAGACAGAGCUGAUUUAUCUGCAGAGCUCACCCGAUUUCUGCAUGAAGAAUGAAAAAGUGGGGUCACAUGGGACCCAGGACAGACAAUGCAACAAGACUUCCAAUGGGAGUGACAGCUGCGACUUGAUGUGCUGUGGCAGAGGCUACAACCCCUACAUGGACAAAGUGGUGGAGCGUUGCCACUGCAAAUAUCACUGGUGCUGCUACGUGACCUGUAAAAAGUGUGAGAGGACUGUUGAGAGAUAUGUGUGCAAAUGAAAACCCUCCUCUGCCCACCUGGGAGCUGAGACAGCAGCGGCACCCCAGCACUAUUCAGAGAAAACAUUUCCUUGACUAGACAUCAUUUAUCUUUUAAAGACACAGACUUGAGGAGAGAUGGUAGGAGAAAAAGCAACAACCAUACCAGUAAAAAAUAAGAAUGUAAAA